AUGACCUUCUCUAGUGCGCCAAGCACGAUUGAGCUGAAAACGGUGGCCGGUAGAAAAUGUUCUGUUGAACCCCCGUUCACUGUGCAGCACCUGGUGGACGUUGCUGUUGAACAGCUACACUUCGAGCGUGAGAGCGUUAAACUGUUUGUGGGCAAGCGACUCAUCUACGCCUGGCGACGGGAAAACCUCGAGCCCGAUCGGCGCCUGCUUGGCAAAGUCACGGUUCCGGAGGGCGACGGCGUCUUGGUAAUGGGAAGGCCCGUACUGAGAAAAAAAACACAUGCUACAGGGGCGAAGGGUGUGGACGCCCCGAAGCAGCUUGUAGACGUCAAAAGGCCUACUUUAAAUCCCGCAGACUUUGCUGCGGAUGACGGCAUGAACAUCCGGGUUGGUCCAAAAGACAAGGGGCUGUACCGGUUUCUUAAGCCAUUGGUGUUUAUGCUUGGUAGGCGUGGCCUGCAUCAUUUUUUCUUGCUUGUAAAGGGCCAACGCGGCCACUUUCCUGAGUCCUUCCAAAGCCACCCCGUUAUGGUGUGCAUUGUGGAAUACGUUGAUCGUGACCCCAGUCGACUGAAAGAGGUGCUCACUACAAUACAGGAGGAAGAGCCAGGCCUGCUGAGGUGGAUUGAGACGCAUGCCGAGUUUUUUCUUCAUGCUAUUAAUUCCCCACCACAGUGGCGGGACGACACAUCCCCCAUGUGGCUGAUACGUCACGCGAAGAGGGUAUACAGUAUGGAGGCUACUACAAAAACAGCAUGUAAAAGUAAUCUUGCUCGUAUGAUGACAACAAGUUACCGUCAUGUGGAAUCGUUUUCAGAAGAUUUUACUGACACUGAAACUUCGCCGAGAGAGAACGGUAUACCGCGUGAUAUAGAUUCUAGCGGGACUAGCUGUAGUUUUGAGUCAUCAUGUACUGCGCCACUGGAAGACACUUCAAGCUCCACAGUGAUGAGGUAUGACAAAUAA
Messenger RNA from Trypanosoma rangeli, 966 nucleotides. RefSeq lists its product as uncharacterized. Bases 1 to 966 code for a protein of 321 amino acids. The transcript has a single exon. Lineage: Eukaryota; Euglenozoa; Kinetoplastea; Trypanosomatida; Trypanosomatidae. The record is from RefSeq and is a predicted model, not a curated record. Gene Ontology annotation, molecular function: damaged DNA binding. Gene Ontology annotation, biological process: nucleotide-excision repair; proteasome-mediated ubiquitin-dependent protein catabolic process.